AUGGGCUCGUUGGAACCAUGCGGCUUGGCACAGGCACUAUGCCAGCAGGUCAGGCUGUCUAAGACGACUAUGGCGGUCAAAAGUGAUGAGCAGACCCUGACCUUCGAUGAAUUACACCUCAAAGCUCUCUAUCUUGCUGCUCAGAUCCUUCAGAAGGGACUCCCCGUCCAGUCACCGAUCGCGGUCCUGUCCCCGAGGGGAAUCAACCACAUCGUGUCACAGGUGGCAGUGAUCUACGCCGGCGGAUAUUGUGUACCUUUGGAUAUCCGACAGCCCGACGGCUAUUUGAACCAGUUGCUGAGCCGCUUGAGUUGUCGCCUUGUCAUAACUGAUCCCGAACGUCAGGAGCGGCUCUCGCAAUAUGAUCAUCUAGUUGCCAAUCAUGAAGAGAUUAAUGCACAUUGUAAGGCGCAGACUGCUGAGACAGUCAUCUCUUCCAAUGGUCCGGAUGCCUUAACGCAUAUAUUUCAUACCUCGGGCACGACAGGAACGCCCAAAGCAGUGCAGUUGCAUGCAGAAGGUAUUAUGAGCCGGGCAUAUCAUGGACUUCAUCCAAUUGAACGUGGGGAACGGUUUGCCCAGGUGUCGAAUAUCACCUUCGACGCUAGUAUAUUGGAUAUUUGGGUUCCUCUUCUAGCUGGCGCCGCCGUGGUUAUCAUCCCGCAAGAUGUACUCCUGGAUCCAGAGGCGUUUUCUAAAAGACUACGUUCGGAGAUGAUUGAUACUCUAUUCCUGACGAGCGCCUUGUUGACCUCGACCGUGAACGCCGUCCCCAAGGCCUUCGCCACCAUUCGUACCCUUAUGACCGGCGGUGAGGUUAUGAAUAUGCAGACGGUCAAGUCAAUCCUUGACAACGGCCCGCCGCAGCGACUCUUCAACAUCUACGGUCCGACAGAGACGACCGUCUAUUGCCUUUACCAUCAUGUCCUAGCCAGCGAUAUGAAGGCCAACAGUGUUCCACUGGGACGCGUUGUCGCCAACAUGACUGUUCAUGUCGUCGAUGAGAACCUCCAGCCAGUGGCUCGUGGCGACGUCGGGGAGCUAUUGAUACAAGGGUCCGGGGUCUCACGGGGAUACUCUGGGGAUCCUGAGAAAACUGCUAAGGCAUUUGUGCAUGUUCCCCAUCUGGCAGAUACCAUACUCUAUCGGACGGGAGAUUUGGUUCGCGUGAAUGAGGCCGGCUUAUACGAAUUUAUUGGCCGGAGGGAUAAUCAGGUCAAAAUUCGGGGCCAGCGUAUAGAGUUGGAGGCUGUCGAACAUCUAUUACGCGAGACGGGGCUCGUCAUCGACGCUGCCGUGCUGAAGGUGCAGCCCGAAGAUUCUACCAUAGGAGCGAUCUUGUUGGCCUACGUGAUACCCAACUCGGAUACCACAGACGCCAAUACCAUCGUCCGGGAGUUUGUGCAACGCACCCCGCAUAUGGUGCCGCGAAUUGAACUCAUUGAUGCCUUUCCCUUGAGUCCAACUGGGAAAGUUGACCGCAAGCGCUUGGAGAAACAGUACUUGGAAAAGAUCGGGAAAGUGGCCCGGUCCGCGUCACUGUGCAAAACGGGGCAUAUCUCGCGCAAGAACAGCUACCCGGAGAUUCUGGUACAUCUGGAGGCCCUCUGGUUAGAUAUUCUCCGUUUACCGGUGGCAGGGCUCGAACCAUCGGAUGAUUUCUUCUAUAUCGGCGGCACCUCGUUGCAGGCGGCCACUUUGGUUGCCCGAGUUCGGCAGGCAUUUGCGGUGGAAUUGCAGUCGGCGGCGUUAUACGAGUAUUCCACGCUAGACGGACUAGCCCGGUUGAUUUUGGCCCUACAGACGGGGACUCAAUCAGACGAUGGCCACGAGAAACUCGAAGCUGUCUGGAAGCAGGAUGGUGAAUUGGGCAAGGAGCUAAUCCCGAUAGGAGGAACGGUGCCAGACUGGAAGGCUCCAGGCGAGGGACGGGUGUUCCUAACAGGGGUAACAGGAUUUGUGGGUGCUUUCCUGCUGUAUGAGCUACUCAAGAUGCCCCAGGUGAGCCGGGUCGCCUGCUUGAUUCGGGCCAAGGAUACCAUGGCCGGAAUGACUCGCUUGCGCGCAAACUUAAACAAGUACAAGAUUGUCCUCGAGCCUGGGAUGGAAAAGAGGAUACUAAUCGUCCCUGGAGACUUUGGACAGCCCUUCCUUGGGCUCACGCCUGAUGAGUAUGACCUGUUCGCCGGCUGGUCCAGUGUCGUCUUCCAUCUAGGGGCGCAAGUGAACUACGUCCAACCCUAUUCCACCCACCGCAACGCCAAUGUAAUUGGCACUCUGCGAAUGCUUAGAUUUGCUAAUUACCAACGGCCCAAAAUGCUGCAUUACUCCUCUAGUAUCGCUGCCUACGGGCCAUCCGGAUUCGUGCUCGGGGCCAAGUACCUGGCUGAGGACGAGCGACCCCGUAGUUACAUGCGGGCGCUGCACUAUGACACGGGCUACUCGCAGAGCCAGAUGGUGGCCGAAUGUGUGGUUUGGAACGCGAUUGACAAUGGAUUUCCUGCUGCCAUCUACCGGCCGGGAUUCGUUCUGGGCCAUUCAAAGAGCGGCAUCAGCAAUCCAGAUGACUUUGUCGGCCGUCUGUUCUCCAGUUGUCUCACUAUGGGUUCCUACCCCGUACUCCCCGCUCAACGUAAGGAGUUCAUUCCUGUCGACUUUGUCGUCGGGGCACUACUGCACAUUGCCGCCAACCCAGUACGCAUAGGACAUGCCUACAACCUCAUCCAGCCCCGCCGCGAGGCCGCCAUAGACAUUAUUACCACAUUCGAGAUGCUCAACUCCCUCACGCCCCUAAGAAUGAAGCCGUUGCCUUACUCCAAAUGGGUCGAGCAAUUCUCCUUCAAGACCCAGGACCCCUUGCACCCGUUAAUGCCUAUGUUGCGAGAGAAAGUACUGGGCGAGCUGACCCGCUGGGAGGUGCAGGAGCAGAUGGCAACUUUUGGUGUCGAGAACCUCCGCGAGGCCCUUCAAGAUGCCCCUGAUGUUCUGAGCACUGAGCCCAUGUCUAUUCUCUUCAAGCAGUACAUCCGCCAGUGGUUACCCCAGGAAUAUCGCACAUGA
Molecule: messenger RNA, 3060 nt
Organism: Aspergillus welwitschiae
Lineage: Eukaryota; Fungi; Ascomycota; Eurotiomycetes; Eurotiales; Aspergillaceae
Product: non-ribosomal peptide synthetase
Exons: 1
Coding region: 1-3060 (1019 amino acids)
Molecular function (GO): phosphopantetheine binding
Source: RefSeq, a predicted model, not a curated record